Messenger RNA from Tuber aestivum (summer truffle), 2789 nucleotides. NCBI's taxonomy places the organism in Eukaryota, Fungi, Ascomycota, Pezizomycetes, Pezizales, Tuberaceae. The record is from the annotation of a GenBank genome assembly.
GAAUCGCAAAAGUUCUUCUCACCUGGAUCUUUGAGAAGGUAAAGCAAAUCUUCCCUCCCCCGACAUGGAUUACCGUGAAAUAGCCAGAAAUGGGUCUCUGAAGCCGGGAACAACGCAUUAAAGAUCACGGAAACGUUACACAAUAUGCAGGCUUCGGAAUCUCGGACCUGUGAUCUGGAUCUGGAGGAUGGAAUUUUUCUGGCGAGUGAUAGGGCGUGCCAUGGAGUCAGCAAGAAGGCUUUGUUCCAAUUCUGGAAACCUUCCAGCCGCACUAGUCCCUUUCCUUUUUUUUUUUCUUCUCCAUAACUUUGCCUAACUGUCCUUUUCCUCCUUGCCGCCCUACAUCUGCCUUCCAGCGACAAAUCUCCAAGCGACGAACAAGAGCCUUACCUCCUUGAAAAAUUCCCUGCGUGCCCCUAGAAAAGGCUCGCUCAUUAGUACCAAACGCGCAACCUUCAUCUCUAUGGAACCUCUGGUCAACAGACAAUCAAAGACCCUUUUCUCUCAGCCAGUCGAGUUCGCCAUCCAAAUCCAAGCCGGUACGUGCAUUCCCUUCUCUAGUUCUCUAGUGUAUCUCCCUUGCCUAACCCCAAGCUUUCUUGCAGGUCCGACGGACAGUUUCAGUGCCAGGGAUUAACGCAACCACAUACAAAUGGCUUUGCUUAACUUCCCUGAUGAGCUAUUGCUCCUUGUAGCGGAGAACCUACAGGAUGCUCGCGACCUCAGCUCUUUUCUCAAGACGAACACUCGCCUCGCCUUUGCCUUGUCUCCGCUCCUCUGCAAGCUCGCAGCAGCCCCCGAGUAUGCUACUACGGCUCUAUACUACGCUGCGGCGAACGGAGACGCGGAUAUGGUGCAGAACAUUCUUGAGAAAGGGGCUACUAUCGAGUUGGCUGGAUACAAGAAUGGUGAUUUGGAUGGCGAAAAGACUGGUGAUGAAGAGAAAAAGUGCUUGAAAGAUAUGGUGGAUUUUGUUGUUGAGAAAGGGGCCGACCUUGUCCUCGGUAGUAACGGCACCGGAGAGUUCCGCGCAAUCAACUGGGCAGCGUGGACCGGAAAUGUGGCCAUGACGAAAUUCUUGGUGUCUAAGGGUGCGGAUAUCACCUUCGCUCCCACGAUUUGUGACGAGAGUCUUCUCAGGGACGCCAUUAAGGGUAGCAAACUUGAGAUUGUCGAAUUCCUUCUUGAUAACGGCCUCAGCAUGGAAAUCACGGAUUCCUUUGGAGGGACCGGACUACACGUCGCAGCCCAAAAGGGUCAACUCCCGAUAGCCCAGAUAUUGAUGGACCGUGGCAUCAAUAUCUCUUCCCGAAACAGUGACGGGGAAACUGCUCUCCAUUGCGCUGUCGCCAUUGGCAAUGUAGAAAUGGUUGAGCUCCUCCUCCGUAACAAGGCAAACCCCAAUAUCGAAGCCAAGUAUGGAGACGACACCUUACCUCUACACAUCGCCGCGGAGAACCAAGGGCAUGAUAUCGCUCGCCUCCUCCUUUCUCACGGUGCGGACAUCAACGCUGUGAAUUCAAACGGCCGAACUGCUCUCAGUUUCGCGGUCUCGGCUGAAGACGAGUGGAUGGUCAAAUUCCUCAUCGAUAAAGCUGCCGACAUUGGACUCGGCGAUGACCACGGUGUCGCACCUUUGCACAUAGCCUGUGAGAAGCCGGAGGUGUCUAUGGUUGAACUGCUCCUUGACAACGGCGCCGACAUCAACGCUCAGGACGAUGACCUCUGGACCCCGCUUCAUUGGGCUGGUCAACACGUCAACAUCAUCAACCUUCUCGUGGAGAGAGGCGCUAACGUCACGCUUAAAGAUAAAUACGACCGCACACCUCUCGACCGUGCGGGCGAUAAUGAAAAGAUUUGCGCAAUUUUGGGAAAGGCUGUCAGAACAGGCUGUCUUGAUGUUUAGACUUUUCCUUUUUUUUUCCUUGUUUUCCCUUUUUUUCUUUUGGGUUUACAUAGAUUAGAACAUCGGGCGAGAUGACGUUAUUACGAUGAUGACGGAUAAGUUAGACUAUAGGUUAAACUCUCGGGGAGCUUGCUUUUGGGUUACCGCACCGUUACUGCUUUAAUUUUUAUUUCUAUUCCUUUGCUUUUAUUCUCGGUCAUAAAUUUCUGCCCGCCUGUUUCCUUCCCUUCCCGUUAUUUUAGAUGCUCACCAUAGAACACCACACAGGGCCCGAUAGAGGUUAGAUUCAUGUACCUAGACGUUGGAAGAACAAAAGUAUUUCACGAUAGAUCCCAUGCUCAGACUCCAGGAGUAACUCGAUCUUUCUGACGCAUAACAACCCACAGUAAAGGUCCUGGUCGAAGUCUCCUUUGUUCGUUCUGUCAUGUUAUAUCGAGUUGCACCGUGGGAUUAAUCUUUAAUCAGUACAAGAUGGUCUAACCCAAAUCCGAAUACGUACCCAAAGACCGAUCCGUAGACCAUACUUUCCCGCAAUAGUUUUCGGCUGCGUUUACCGUCUUUCUGACCCGGGGGACACACCAUCAUCACACUUUAUCACUCUAGUUUUUUUUUCUCACUGUUGAAUAUAUUAGAACGAUUGCGUAUAAGAGCUGGGAACAUCCGCAGGUAUACGCAACUACUUAUGUGCCCCUGAUACCUAGCACACAGGUCUGCACCUUAUGUUUGCUUUCUUUCCUUUCGUUUCCUUCUUUCCUUCCUCAACAAUUUUAUCAUAUGAAGCCCGAUCCGCUCCUUCUACCAUCAAUUCACAUCUCACCCUUUCUCUGUUUUCUCACCUUGCUCUCUCACACCACUCUUAGAUAAUAAGAUCAACUCUACUCUC